Messenger RNA from Symbiodinium natans, 1221 nucleotides. Lineage: Eukaryota; Dinophyceae; Suessiales; Symbiodiniaceae. The record is from the annotation of a GenBank genome assembly.
AUGCACGGCACUGUGGGAGUUUAUGACAAGCUCACCCGAGCGUGGCGCGUGAAGUCAAAGCAUCGCGUGAACUGCAUCGACUGCUUCGACUUGGACAACGACGGGGUUCCCGAGCUCAUCGCCGGAUGGGAGAAUGGAAAGGUCGAAGUGAGGAAUGAGAAGACUGGCGAGGUGAUGUGCAAGGAUUACUUUCAGACACCCGUCGCUGCCCUAGUCCAUGCAGACUACCGUCUGGACGGCCGGGAGACGCUCAUGUGCCUGACUUCGGAAGGCGAAGUGAGAGGCUGGCUACCGUCGAGCUCCGGCGCGGAGCACACGGGCCUCGCCUCUGGCCCAGCGGCCACCGAAGCCAAGGAGAACGAGAUGUGGCGGGAGCUUACUGCUCAGAAGACCAAGUUGACCCAGGAGCUGGCCAGCUACCAGGAGCAGCUGAAGCAGUACAAGUCCUCUGGCAAGGAGACUGGCCAGGGGAUCAUCCCAACCGACACGAAGCUCAAUGCGUCGCUGAAGUCCAACCGAGCGCAGGGCACCGUUGAACUGCACCUCAUGACUUCCAACUACUCGGUGAUCCGCGCCGUGGUGAUCUUCGCGGAGCACCUCUUUGAUGGCGAGGCCUGCAUGCUGCACCCGCUGCCGCCGUCCAAUAACAUCAUCGUGCAGAUUUCCCCUGCGAAGGAUGUACAGACCACCAUGAACAUCAAGGCGAUGACCGGCAUGACAGUGAGUAGUGUUCAGUACCACGUCUUCGAGCUCGACUACAUCAUGCCGAAGUUCGCCAUGUAUCACUUGGUGGAGGAGGUGGGCCAAUGGCCGACAGGGGCCGUGACCUUCGUCGUGCAGGAGCGGCCCACUCGCAUCUGGUCCUGGCUACAGAGGUCCUUCAUUUCCAUUCCGGACCAGAUGCCGACAGCCCCCCAGACAGCGACCAACCUCCUGGAUGUCAACUUCAUCUCACUGCGAACAGGGGAGCCGCUUUGCAUCACCAUGAGCAGCCAGCAGACUGGAUUGAUCACGAUCCGCACGGACGACAUGGAGACUGCCGGAGAGAUGGUCCAGGACCUCUGUAGCUUCCUCCAAGUGACGGAGCUCGAGUCCUCUGCCAACUUCCCGUCAGAGAUGGAGAGGUUCCAACAAGUGCUUACGCGCGUCGAUGAGUACAACUCCGUGCGCAUGAUGCUUGGACUGGUGAAUAUGGGGAAGUGCAUAGGUAAGGGCUUCUAG